UCUGACCUCACCAACAAGCGGGCUGCGGAGCUUCGAGCCAAAAGCGGGUCGGUUGCUUCAUCUUUCAGGUCUUGGAAGCUCGCACACAUCCAUCACACACCACACCACCUCGAAUUGAGCCUGCCGACGACGCAGCACUUCCACUGCCAUGUUCCCGCAGCGCAUCGUCCGCGCUGCGCCGCGCUUCACUGCGCAGCUUCGCGCCCAGGCCCAGCGUCGUUUCGCCAGCACCGAGACCGAGAACGCCUUUAUCCGUGAGCGCCGCCAUGUCAAGGAGCACGCCCAUGCCACCACUGAGCUGUGGCGCAAGAUCUCCAUCUAUGCUGUCCCUCCCGCUCUGAUCCUCGCCAUGCUGAACGCAUACAACCUGUGGAACGAGCACUGGGAGCACUGGUCGCACAUGCCCCCUCUCGAGGAGCGCGUCGAGUACCCCUACCAGAACCUCCGCACCCGGAACUACCCCUGGGGCAACGGUGACAAGACCCUUUUCUGGAACGACCAGGUCAACUACCACAACAAGGACAAGGAGACCUAAGUUGGAAGGCGAGGAUCAAUCGUAUCGUCCUUCGUGGGGCACCCAAGGACAAUGGGGAUGUACAUGCAGACGGAGGGAGAAGUGCAGCGAAAGCCGACAACCAACUGUACAUGUUUCCUAGAGUCGAAGAGCUUUGGUUUAGAGACCGGACCCGUUUCCUGGUCGACGUGCAGUGAUUGCCCCGAGUACGUUGUGCCACUUGUUUCCAGGUUUGUAAUCCCUCAGCUCCCAUUUCCAGAGAGACACAGUCUAUGUCUAGUCCACCAGCGCGAGACACUAUGAGGGAGAGGCCACCCAGGCUAGGUUGAAAGUGCAGGGAGAUAG
This is a messenger RNA of Chaetomium strumarium, 859 nucleotides long. RefSeq names its product cytochrome c oxidase-like protein. Gene Ontology annotation, biological process: mitochondrial electron transport, cytochrome c to oxygen. Gene Ontology annotation, cellular component: mitochondrial inner membrane. The record is from RefSeq and is a predicted model, not a curated record. NCBI's taxonomy places the organism in Eukaryota, Fungi, Ascomycota, Sordariomycetes, Sordariales, Chaetomiaceae. The transcript is spliced from 5 exons. Bases 149 to 535 code for a protein of 128 amino acids. Gene Ontology annotation, molecular function: enzyme regulator activity.